This is a messenger RNA of Rotaria sordida, 798 nucleotides long. The record is from the annotation of a GenBank genome assembly. Lineage: Eukaryota; Metazoa; Rotifera; Eurotatoria; Philodinida; Philodinidae.
AUGCGAUCGCCUGCUUCGAAAAAAAACAACAGCAAAAGCCAAACUGCUAGAGACGUCGGAUGUGCUACAAAACAACUUCGCACAUGCAUCAAGGAUAAAGAUGAAUUAUUAAAAUUGUCAUCACGAAAGAAAGGUAAAAAACACAAGCGUCUCGAUGGAGGUGGUAAAAAAUUAACUUAUGUGGACCUUGACUCUCGUUUAUUUGCAUGGUAUCGUCAAACGCGUACUGCUCCUGGAUCGACAACCACACCUGUUUCUAAUAUUCGUAAGGAAAGAGUAACAUUGCGUCAACUUCAACGCCGUGGACGACAACUAAGUGAAGAAUUAAGUCAUCCAUGUUCAUCAUCGAAAUGGUUUGAUCGUUUUCUCGUUCGUCAUCGACUUUCUCUUCAACGUCCUAAACGACAACAGAAGAUUCCACUCGACGAAGUUCAUCAGAAAGCAACUUCAUUUUAUACUUUUCUUCGACGAGCAAGUCGAUGGGCUCCAAAACGUGACCCAAUGGGGCCUUUACUCCGUGUGACGUCUUUAAUAUGGAUGAAUCUCCACUUGCAUUAUUCGGCGAUCAAGCAAAACGAUCAAUCAAUGAUAUCAACACUUGCAAUGAAAACUCUUCCGAAUUAUACAUUCGAUCCAGCUACAGUCGAUUCUCCAUUAUUACAUAUUGAUGAAUCUGAAGACGAUGAUGAAGAACAACAACAAAUUGAAAUUCAAGCAAAAUUAGCUGAAUAUCAGGACACAAAGUUAUCACAACAGAAAAAUAAACAAUUAAAAUUAACUCAUUUUUGGAAAAAGUAA